Molecule: messenger RNA, 1671 nt
Organism: Pisolithus orientalis
Lineage: Eukaryota; Fungi; Basidiomycota; Agaricomycetes; Boletales; Pisolithaceae
Product: L-Aspartase-like protein
Exons: 13
Coding region: 190-1569 (459 amino acids)
Biological process (GO): malate metabolic process; tricarboxylic acid cycle; fumarate metabolic process
Cellular component (GO): mitochondrion; tricarboxylic acid cycle heteromeric enzyme complex
Molecular function (GO): fumarate hydratase activity
Source: RefSeq, a predicted model, not a curated record
AACGACUUUCGCAAUUUAAUGGCCGUCACUACCAGUUUGCGCCUUCCUCGAGUGAGUACUGGGCUUGCUUUGCCAUUUGAAAUCUCACGUGAUAACCUCCCCUGUAUAUAUCCUCCUCCUCGGUGACGCUCGGAAUCCCAGCUGCUGCACGUCGCACGUCACCGCAGGUUCUCUGUGUCUCAUAGCGUCAUGUCACAUGCAUUCCGACAGGAACGUGAUACCUUUGGUGAUAUACAGGUUCCCGCCGAUCGCUACUGGGGUGCCCAAACACAACGUUCUUUGCAGAAUUUCGACAUAGGUGGUCCCGCCGAAAGGCUUCCCGCACCUCUCAUAAAGGCUUUCGGUGUUCUCAAAAAGGCCGCCUCCAUCGUCAACGUUGGUUAUGGUUUGGACCCAAAGAUAGGCGAGGCGAUCCAAAAGGCUGCAGAUGAAGUUAUCUCCGGGAAGCUAAUUGACCACUUUCCAUUGGUUGUCUUUCAAACUGGUAGUGGUACUCAGAGCAACAUGAAUGCUAACGAGGUUAUCUCGAACCGGGCUAUCGAGCUCCUGGGGGGUGAACUAGGUUCGAAAAAGCCCGUCCAUCCCAAUGACCACGUUAACAUGAGCCAAAGUAGCAACGACUCGUUCCCAACAGCUAUGCACGUUGCAGCUGUCACAGAAAUCCACAGUUCACUUCUGCCUGCUCUGGUCGAACUCAGGGAUGCUCUCCAGAGUAAAGUGGACGAGUUCAAGGAUAUAAUUAAGAUUGGUCGUACCCACCUUCAGGACGCCACACCCCUGACGCUUGGCCAAGAGUUUGGUGGGUACGUUCAACAGAUUGAAAAUGGUAUCCAUCGAGUGGAAGCCGUCAUCCCGCGCCUCAGUCUUCUUGCUCAGGGCGGAACUGCUGUUGGAACGGGUUUGAACACGAAAAAAGGAUUCGAUGUCAAAGUUGCAGCUGAAGUCUCGAAAAUUACUGGGUUGGAGUUUAAGACAGCUCCGAACAAGUUUGAGGCGCUUGCCAGCCACGAUGCGUUGGUUGAGGCACAUGGGGCUCUCAACGUUCUUGCUUGCUCUCUAAUGAAGAUCGCAAACGACAUUCGUUUCCUUGGCUCUGGUCCUCGAUGCGGGUUUGGUGAACUCUUGUUACCCGAGAAUGAACCAGGGAGCAGCAUCAUGCCAGGCAAGGUCAACCCCACACAAUGCGAGGCUGUUACAAUGGUGGCUGCCCAGGUGAUGGGUAACCACACUACUGUGACAGUUGCUGGUUCCAAUGGUCAUUUUGAGUUGAAUGUAUUCAAACCAGUCAUCAUCAACAACGUGCUGCAAAGCAUACGACUUUUGUCGGAUGCGUCAAGAUCGUUCACAAAGAACUGCGUCGUCGGUAUGCAAGCCAAUGAGAAGCGCAUCAACUUCCUGUUAAAUCAGAGCCUGAUGCUGGCUACCAUCUUGAACAGCCACCUCGGCUAUGACAACGUUGCCACGUGCGCGAAGAAAGCUCAUAGGGAGGGCACGACGUUGAAAGAGGCAGCGGAGGAAUUUGACGAGAAAGUACGACCGGAGCUGAUGUUGCACCCGAACGAGGCAUAGCGUAGAGCCCGCUGUAUGUGCAUUGCGAGGUAGACAGUCGAGUGGCUAGUAGUUAAUACCAGUGACCAUGUUGCCUUCCGCCAAGAAGUGGCCGACCGAAUU